Molecule: messenger RNA, 1309 nt
Organism: Oryzias melastigma (Indian medaka)
Lineage: Eukaryota; Metazoa; Chordata; Actinopteri; Beloniformes; Adrianichthyidae
Product: EEF1A lysine methyltransferase 3
Exons: 3
Coding region: 162-833 (223 amino acids)
Biological process (GO): peptidyl-lysine methylation
Cellular component (GO): cytoplasm; cytosol
Molecular function (GO): protein-lysine N-methyltransferase activity
Source: RefSeq, a predicted model, not a curated record
UCAAAAUAAAGGUUGCAUUUAAUGCCCAUGUGUUCUGAGCUGAGCGUUCCGCUUUAAGACUUUUAAUUUUUGCAAAGCAGAAUUGAAGUUUGUCUUUUUAAAUUUAAUGUUAAGCAUAAAUAAAAUGUUAUAUUAACCAAAAAGGGACAUUAUUAGCAGUAAUGACCUGCCCUGCUGAAGAAGAGGACCCGUUCCCAGCAGACGACGGUCUUUUUUCAGAGACUUUUUCUCAAGAGGUUGUGUACACGCUGAUGAGCGAGCAGCUGAAGAUCACGCAGGUGUUCGGCGCAAACCUCGGCGUGGCCGCUCCUGUCUGGGAAGCUGCUGUGCAUUUAUGUCGAUACUUGGAGGAUCAGUCGGUCAACCUGAAGGGAAAGCGCAUCAUAGAGCUGGGAGCGGGAACUGGACUGGUGGGAAUUUUGGCUGCCCGUCUGGGUGCAGAGGUGACGCUCACAGACCUCCCUCUGGCUCUUCCUCAGCUUCAAGCCAAUGUCUCGGCCAACACUCCAUCCGGUGGCUGGCCUUCAGCUGAGCCAGCUGUCCUCCCUUUGUCCUGGGGCGAGGACCACCUAGACUUCCCCUCUGACUGGGAUCUGGUGCUCGGCGCAGACAUCAUUUAUCUCCCAGAGACAUAUCCGCUUCUGGUGAAGACGCUAGCUCAUUUGUGUAAAGACGGAGCCGUCGUGUACCUGUCAUCUAAAAUCCGUAAAGAGCAUGAGGCUCAUGUCUUCUUCGAGCAGUACCUACCGAGCAGAUUUCAUGUCAUUCUCGUUCAUAGAGAUGAAAAGCAGAACAAUAACAUUUACAGGGCGUGUCUAAGGACAGAAGAGUGACAGAGUGACCCAACAGGACAGCAAUGAGGCAGAGAGAGCCCACCUUUACCUGUCCGGCUGAUGAUAAUUGAAUCUCUUUAUCCUGUCAGAACCAAAAUACUAAGAAAAAAAACUGCAGCUUAGAGAUCAUACAGACUCCAAACAUAUGGCAAACCUUUCAAAUCGAUAUAGUUGAUAUCAGGCUGUUUUAAGCCUAACUAGUAAUGUCAAAAGUACAACUAGUUAACUAGUGACAGCCCAAAAUCUGAACAAUUUUCAUUGUUUUACAUAUUUUACUAAUCUUUAUUUUAUUGAAUUUGCAUGUCAUUACUUGACAUUCAUCUUGUUUAUAUCGUUUUGUAAAGGUAAAACUGAGUUUACUUAAAAACUAUUCAACUGAUUUUCACAAUUUUUAAGCUGUGAACUGUUUUUCUGUUUGUCUUUUGUUGUGGAUUAUUUUUGUCCAGUGAGUGUAAAUAAAAUGAAGAAAUCUUUGA